Messenger RNA from Salvia miltiorrhiza (redroot sage), 3130 nucleotides. RefSeq lists its product as uncharacterized. The record is from RefSeq and is a predicted model, not a curated record. The transcript has 2 exons. Lineage: Eukaryota; Viridiplantae; Streptophyta; Magnoliopsida; Lamiales; Lamiaceae. The coding region runs from base 2632 to 3003 and encodes 123 amino acids.
UCUUAAUGUUACGUUCUUUCUUCAUUUUUUUCCUCUCUUUUCCUCUAGAUCUUCGGUUCUCUCUCUUUCCUUUUAUUCAAACGCAACUCUCUCUCUCUCUCUGUAUAUGUAUUACUUUUUUCAUCUCAAUUAUUUUUCCGACGACCGCAUGGAUGAUUUUCUUUGGUAAAGGCGAUAUUCAUUUUUUCACGUGUUUAUUUUGCCUAUGUCAUCUUCUCUGUAAUUAUUUCUCCCGUCAUCGUCUCUAUUUAAAUCUGGAGACGUGAGUUCCUCUGUUAUUUUAUCUGAAUAUAUUUUUUUGCUUAUGUUUUUCAUUCAAAUACUUGUUACUCGGUAGUUUUUUGUGUUUCUUUAUUAAAAUAUUAUUUUUCAUAUUUAGUCGUGAUAUAUUGUUUGACUAUAUUUUGAAUACUUAUUUUUUAACUGUAAUUGAGAUUUGGUACAAAGGGAGUUAUUCGUAUCAGUCCUAACACGCAUUAUUCUGACACGUUAUUCGAUCCUGCGCUUAAUAUGAAUGAUUACAAUUUUUGCUUUUUUCAAAUAAAAUAACUUUAAUUAUACGUGUAGCGUACGUGUUUUCAACUAGUUAUAAAAAAUACAAAUGUUAAAUGCACGGCAUUUUGUGUAAUGAAAAAUGAAUAUUUUAAUUUUAAAUUUUCUCUGUUCUAACUAAAGUAAACAGUAAUAACAUGUAAUUUAAGCUUAAAAUUUAUCAAAAAACAAAAACAUUUCACAUUCAACUAGUGUAUUACCCGUCGAAUUUCGACGGGUACAUAUUUUCUUGUAAUUUAUAUAUUUUAUGUUAUUCUUAUGAUAAUUAUAUAAAAUAUUUUUUUAUGUAAAUUAUUUAUAAAAUUAAUUAAAUUAAAUUAAAUUAGUAAUACAUUUUAAAUUAUAUUAAUCUCAACAACUUUUAGCAAUUAAAUUAUUAGAUUUGGCUCUGGCUCUGACUCUAAUGACUUAGCUCUGACUCUGGAUCUGGCGACUUGGCUCUGGCUCUGACUUUAAUGACUUAGUUCUGGCAUCUCUGCUCUGGCAACUUGGCUCUGGCCCUCUGCUCUGGCAACUCUGCUCUGGAAGCUUUGCUCUGGCAACUCUGCUCUGGUUAGCUUUGGCUCUGGCUAGCUCUGACUCUGGCAUCUCUGCUCUGGCAUCUCUGCUCUUGCAACUUGGCUCUGGCCCUCUGCUCUGGAAGCUCUGCUUUGGUUAGCUAUGCUCUGGCAGCUCUGCUCUGAAAGCUCUGCUCUGAAAGCUCUGCUCUGACAACUCUGCUCUGGAAGCUUUGCUCUGGCAACUCUACUCUGAUUAUAACUUGUCAGGUCGUUGUCCCCUAAUUACAGAGCUGGAUUAUGUCCUCAUCAUCCCGCUCUGUCUAGUAGCUCUGGAUUUCCUUCCUUGGGGCAAACUUCUACUCUUUGGCGCCGCUCUGCUCAGUAGCUCCGCCUUCUGGCGAAUUAUCUCUGGCGUGUGGCUUCGCGCUCUGGCUCCAAUAGCUUAGCUCUGACUCUGGAUCUGGCGAUUUGGCUCUGGCUCUGACUCUAAUGACUUAGCUCUGACUCUGGAUCUGGCGACUUGGCUCUGGCUCUGACUUUAAUGACUUAGCUCUGGCAUCUCUGCUCUGGCAACUUGGCUCUGGCCCUCUGCUCUGGUUGGCUCUGGCUCUGGCAGCUCUGCUCUAAAAGCUUUGCUCUGGCAACUCUGGUUAGCUCUGCUCUAGUUAGCUCUGGCUCUGGCAGCUCUGCUCUGGUUAGCUCUGGCUCUGGCAGCUCUGCUCUAGCAUCUCUGCUCUGGCAACUUGGCUCUAGCCCUCUGCUCUGGAAGCUCUAGCUCUGGCUGAUAUGCUCUGGAAGCUUUGCUCUGGCAACUCUGAGAGAGCAUCAUCAAAUAUGAAAUUAUAUUAAUCCAUGACUCCAAUUGUCAACUAUCUAACAAACAUAACUCUAACAAUUUAAAUAUUUUAUUUAUAUAUGUAAUUUUAUUAGUUCAAACUCUAGAGAGAAAGGCUUUUCUUAAAGCAGUAAAAGAGAGAGCGUGUGCUUUAUUUCAUCAUCGUAUGUAUUUAUAGGCAUUACAGUCGGGGCAAAAUAGUAAAUUCGUCUAGUCAUAGCCUUUCUUAAAGCAGUAAAAGAGAGAGCGUGUGCUUUAUUUCAUCAUCGUAUGUAUUUAUAGGCAUUACAGUCGGGGUAAAGUAGUAAAUUUGUCUGGUCAUCUAUUCCGCAUGCUCGCCAUUAAACUAAUUAAGGCUAUUAUUAGAUUAUAACUUGUCAGGUCGUUGUCCCCUAAUUACAGAGCUAGAUUCUGUCCUCAUCAUCCCGCUCUGUCUAGUAGCUCUGAAUUUCCUUCCUUGGGGCAGACUUCUACUCUUUGGCGCCGCUCUGCUAAGUAGCUUCGCCUUAUGGUGAAUUGUCUCUGGCGUGUGGCUUCGCGCUCUGGCUCCAAUAGCUUAGCUCUGACUCUGGAUCUGGCGAUUUGGCUAUGGCUCUGACUCUAAUGACUUAGCUCUGACUCUGGAUCUGACGACUUGGCUCUAGCUCUGACUUUAAUGACUUAGCUCUGGCAUCUUUGCUCUGGCAUCUUUGCUCUGGCAACUUGGCUCUGGCCCUCUGCUCUGGAAGCUCUGCUCUGGCAUCUAUGCUCUGGCAGAUCUGCUCUGAAAGCUUUGCUCUGGCAACUCUGGUUAGCUCUGGCUCUGUCAACUCUGCUCUGGUUAGCUCUGGCUCUGGCAGCUCUGCUCUGGCUUUGUCAGCUCUGCUCUGGCAUCUCUGCUCUGGCAACUUGGCUCUGGCCCUCUGCUCUGGAAGCUCUGCUCUGGUUAGCUCUGGCUCUGACAGCUCUGCCCUGGCUAGCUCUGGCUCUGGCAGCUCUGCUCUGGAAGCUCUGCUCUGGCAUCUCUGCUCUGGCAACUUGGCUCUGGCCCUCUGCUCUGGAAGCUCUGCUCUGGUUAGCUCUGGCUCUGGCAGAUCUGCUCUGGAAGCUUUGCUGUGGCAACUCUGCUCUGGUUAGCUCUGCUCUGGACUUUUCCCUCUGCCUAUUUCUCACAGCUAAAAAUCUAGGUUAUAAGUUUCCAUUGUUAAAAUUCUUUCCAAAAUUUGUUCUUUCUAAAAUAAUAAUCAUUCUAUAUUUAAAAUAG